AGUCCAUUUCUCAUUAUACUUACUUCACUUACCAAAUUAAAGAUAUCUUUAGCUUUAUAUAUAAUAUUCUCUAAUUAUUGUUAAAAAAAUGAUGUCUUGCAGGGUUCUUCUUCUUGUGUUUGUUGGUGCUUUUAUUUGCACUAGUACAUCUAAUGCCAGGAAGCUUGGUACUGAAAAGGGUUCAUUCCAGGACGAGAAAAACUUUCAUCACGGUGGCCUAGGAGGUGGAGGUGGGUUAGGUGGUGGCGGUGGCGGUGGGUUGGGAGGAGGUGGUGGUGCAGGAGCUGGGGGUGGUUUCGGUGGUGGUGCGGGAGCAGGAGCUGGUGGUGGUCUAGGUGGUGGUAGUGGGCUAGGUGGUGGUGGGGGAGGAGGGUUUGGUGGUGGAGGCGGUGGUGGAUUGGGUGGUGGAACCGGAGGAGGCUUUGGAGGUGGAGCUGGGUUUGGAGGAGGAGCUGGUGCAGGCGGAGGUCUUGGUGGGGGAGCUGGAGGUGGUGGUGGUGGAGGUUUCGGUGGUGGCGGUGGACUUGGGGGUGGUGCUGGUGCUGGUGCUGGUGGAGGGUUUGGCGGAGGUGCUGGAGCUGGGGGUGGCCUUGGAGGAGGACUCCCUUGAAGUGAGGAGCAUAUACUACUAUAAAUUAAUGGGCUAAAUCUGCAAGCAUUAGGUUCUUUUCCUAAUAAUAAUAAUGGUCUAUUAUUCAGCGUGUUACACUUUUUGUCCUUUCCAAAUAUGCUUGGCACUUCAAAAUUAUGUUGGUCGUGUAAUGUUUCUAUUUUUCUUUUUCUUUUUUUGCUGGAGUGUAAUGUUUUCUUUUUGUCUUCCUCUUUUUCCUACUAUGAAAGAUUUGAAAUCCAAUACCAUCCCUUUGUGAUAUAAUUAAUCUCAUGGAUCAUCUACUUUUUAAA
Molecule: messenger RNA, 903 nt
Organism: Humulus lupulus (European hop)
Lineage: Eukaryota; Viridiplantae; Streptophyta; Magnoliopsida; Rosales; Cannabaceae
Product: glycine-rich protein 5
Exons: 1
Coding region: 89-610 (173 amino acids)
Source: RefSeq, a predicted model, not a curated record